Molecule: messenger RNA, 528 nt
Organism: Danaus chrysippus (African queen)
Lineage: Eukaryota; Metazoa; Arthropoda; Insecta; Lepidoptera; Nymphalidae
Source: the annotation of a GenBank genome assembly
AUGUCGUUGUAUCCAUUUUUCCUUGAAUAUGAACGACCACGUCCUCCGAGGCGUCUGAUGGACCAGCACUUCGGUCUGGGGUUGACGCCCGACGAUUUUCUCACCAUUGUUGUGCCGCAGAUGAACAGAAACUACUGCAGGCCUUGGAGAAAUCUAGCAGCGGCUAACCAGGACACCGGCUCCACUAUCAAGGAAGAGAAAGACAAGUUCCAAGUGAAUUUGGAUGUUCAGCAUUUCGCCCCGGAGGAGAUUUCUGUGAAAACAGCAGAUGGAUUUUUAAUUGUUGAAGCUAAGCAUGAAGAGAGACAGGACGAGCACGGUUUUAUUUCAAGAAGUUUCUCACGAAGGUAUCCUUUGCCAGAGGGUGUUCUAGAUGAUUCUGUGGUUUCUAAGUUGUCUUCGGACGGCGUGUUGUCUAUCACAGCUCCUUUAAAGCCUCCUCCUAAAGCUUCAAGUGAACGCGUCGUGCCAAUCGUACAAACUGGACCCGUGAGGAAGCAGUCAGAAUCUCCUGAGGAGCAAGGAUAA